AUGGAGUCCCGACCAGCGACCACCGAGCCGUCCAGUAAACGGCCCCGAUCCCCAUCCGGCGGCGAUUUCCCUCCCAUCGCGUCCAAAGUCCCCAAGACCCAUUCCAAUCACCUACAGAUCAACUAUCUCGCCCGCCAAUACCCCGACAAUCUCCCCUUGGUCUCCAUCGAUGAUACCAUGCCUGCUAUCAUCCACUUGAUUGGCGAAUACGACGGCGUCCUUCAUCGGCACGAAAGUAUCGCCGGCAACCUAGGCGCCUGCCCGCUCGGCCCUAUCUUGAUCAAGCGCUUCGAGCGCUUAUUCGAUGGCCCACCCCGCGUGCUCAAAUCCCACGGCAAAGACUCUCCCAACAUCACCUGGCUCGAUGUCGUCGAGUUCGCCAAGAACAAACCCGAACAGUUCAACCUGGAGAAGACGCGCAAUGGCGUACGCGUCUGUCAAUUCUACACGAAACAAUGCCGGGUUGAGAUCAGCGAGGAAGAUUUCGUUCUGAUCGCAUCUGGAAUGCCUCAGAAGAUGAUUCCGCCCCAGCCGAUCAUCGAGGAUGAGGAGAAGGAGUUGGGUGCUUUGGAGAUUUUGGAGAGAAACCUCCAACAGAUCAUCCAGGUCGCGGAUCAAGUCUCUGCGCGUGCACGACAGCUCAACCACCGCCUCAAGAACCGCCGGACCGCUAUUGUCACUCGUCGCGAAAACGACGCAUCCCUCCAUUCGCGACGUCACCGUUCAACCAGCCCCUCAUGGCGUGACGCCAGCGGCCCCCAACAUGCAUCAAAUGGCAAUACUCAUUCGAACGCACAUUCACCCUCCGGUUUCGUCGCUGUCAACGCCGGCCGGCCCGGCGGCGGCGACGCCUCCACGGAGGACAAUGCGCUGUCGUCGCAAUUUAUGUUCUCCCAUCCCAAUACGGAUAACGUCACCAUUAUCAACGGCACCUCCAUCAAGGGUGCAUCGCCAACGACACGCGCUGAGCUGAUGAAGAAGUUCUUCACUACCCAAGACCGCCAGGCGCGUAGCUAUGACGAGCCCUCGGGGUCGCACAAUCGCCAGUCCUCCCGACCCCGGCCGCGCGCGUCGGAUGCGGCAGAUUACAACAUGUACACCCCCGGCCCCACCACUGUUGCCAUUCCCAGUACUCCGUCUUCUCUCCUGCCGCCACCCAAGUCGCACCAUCACGAGAAGGAUGACGGCGGACCAUUCAAGAUGGAGAUGGUUGCUCGCAUGGAAGAGCUGCAACGCGGUGAGCGCAUCUUGCCGCCCUGUGACCGGUGUCGCCGGCUGCACAUGGACUGUCUGAAAAACCUCACCGCCUGCAUGGGGUGUACGAAAAAGCACGCCAAGUGCUCGUGGAAGGAUGUGAAGGAGGAAGAGUUGCGUGAGUUCCGGUCCGAUCGCAGCUCCCGCGAGCGCAUUGAUGAUGCGCAAGUGAAAGACUCGGCAACCUCGGCGGCCCCGUCGGCACCACCCUCUGUCCCCGGCACGAAUUCUGCCACUCCCGUUCGCGCGCCGGCAGGUCCGGGCCCGGAGUCGGAGCCGGAGCCAGAGCGCUAUGCUGAUCGGGGACGAGAAGGCGGUGUCGAUUUCCACCUCCGUCGGGAAUCGGCGCCCACUGCGGGCCCUACUCCCGGCACGCCCAUGGGCAAGGAGCUGUCUCCGCGUCGGGCAGUGAGCGAGAUCCAUGGGAGCGCGGGUGCGCAUGACCGGCACGGAGGCCAUGAUCGUCCGAUGGGGCUGCACCGACGUCCGGAGGAAGUCCCCGAGGAUGACGAUCCGGAUGCCAAUCAGCGAUUGAUGCAGGCGAUUCUGGACACGGUCGAUCACCAUGCGCGGGCCGCAGCGGCGAAGGAGGGUGGAUCGGGGCAGAGCGAGAGAGAGAAGGAACAGGAGCGCGAGCGCGAGCGCGAGCGAGAACGAGAACGGAAGAUGGUGAAGGCGUAG
Molecule: messenger RNA, 1935 nt
Organism: Aspergillus terreus NIH2624
Lineage: Eukaryota; Fungi; Ascomycota; Eurotiomycetes; Eurotiales; Aspergillaceae
Product: Zn(II)2Cys6 transcription factor domain-containing protein
Exons: 2
Coding region: 1-1935 (644 amino acids)
Biological process (GO): regulation of DNA-templated transcription
Molecular function (GO): zinc ion binding; DNA-binding transcription factor activity, RNA polymerase II-specific
Source: RefSeq, a predicted model, not a curated record